This is a messenger RNA of Silurus meridionalis, 2801 nucleotides long. RefSeq names its product GRIP and coiled-coil domain containing 1 (gene gcc1). Lineage: Eukaryota; Metazoa; Chordata; Actinopteri; Siluriformes; Siluridae. The record is from RefSeq and is a predicted model, not a curated record. The coding region runs from base 270 to 2558 and encodes 762 amino acids. The transcript has 3 exons. Gene Ontology annotation, cellular component: Golgi apparatus.
CGCAUCAGUAAAUCACUGUAGAUUAUUAUUCAUUUUUAUUGUUUAUUGUUGAAUUAUAAAUUGUUUUAAAAACAGUUUAUGUAAAUUUUAAGGUGAGAAUUCUUGUUGAUAAAAUAAAAGAUUGUGUGUUAAGACGGGCCCACGAGGCGUCACUUACUACGUCACUUCCGCAUGAGCCCCUUGGAAGAGAAGCCGGAAGAGACGUGUGGAAGCUUCACACCUCUGACUCUCUGUAAUGAACCGACACUGAGAGUCGCGAGUCGUUCAGCAUGGAGAAGUUUGGGGUGAGCUUCGGCGGAGGUCUGAGCAAAAAAGAGCUGCUUGAAUGUGUUGAAAGUCAGAAGAAGCAGCUCAUCCAGUACCAAACCCGUUUUAAAGACCUUGUCCAGGCCUAUAAGAGUUUACUGAAGGAGAAGGAGGCGUUGGAAGCUAGCCUGAAAGUCCUGACGGUGUCUGCACAGUGUCCGGAGCCCAACACCGAAUACGCUGAAGACCAUGGGUCACUGCACAGUGAAGACAGCCUGGACGCUGCUGAAUCCGGUGGUGAAAGUGUUGUGACUGGCAGCAGCAUAACGAGUGAUGCCACAGAUGAGAACCAGGUCGAUCAUGGAGAAGGUAACAUAGUGUUUCCACAGCCAGAGAAGAGCGAAUUAGAAAACAACACCGGCCCUGCAGCUGUGGAGCAAACAUUAGGCUCAGCAAACGCAAAAUCAGACCACCGGAUAAACCAACUCAAGUCUCAGCUGACUACCUUGACCUCGUCCUUGACCACAGUUACGCAGGAAAAGUCCCGGAUGGAAGCCUCUUUCCAAGCUGAUAAGCGUAAGAUGAAGCAGGAGUUGGAGGAAGCACGGGAAAAACUAGAGGACGAGCGUAAGCAGCACCAGCUUGAACUCCAGGCAGUUCAGGAACAGCUAGCGGAGAGCAGAGCACGCGUGAUUAUGCAGCAACACCAGUAUGAUCAAGAACAGCAUGACCACGGCCAUAUGCUUCGUGAACUUCAGAAACUCCUGCAGGAAGAGAGAAGCCUUAGGCAGGAUACAGAACUUCAGUUGGAGGAUGCCAAGAAAGCUUUUGCAGAAACCAUGCAGAGCAAAGACAAAGGGUUAGUUUAUGAAGAGCAGCUGAAGCAGGUUAAUCAGCAGUGUGAAUCAUUGAAGAUCAGUCUGCAGGCUCUGGAGGCCGAGAAAAGCAAACCUGAGCAGCGAGUGCUGGAACUGCAGCAGGAGAUCGCUGAUCUAAAAGCGCACUUUAACCAACAGCUUCAGCAGGAGAUUAGAAAGGUUGCUCAGGCAGAUGUCUGCUUGCAGAAGCAGGCCCAACUGGAAGAGCAGCGAGUGGCAAGUCUAGAGGAGCGGGUUUCUGAGCUGUCUGGGCUGCUGGGUGCGAGUGAGAAGGCCAGGCAGAAAGACCAGCAGAAUGCUCAGAGGCUCCGUGAGCAUAUCCUCCAGCUGGAUUCAGAGAACAAGGCCCUAACUAUUGCAGCCAGCACUUCCAGGAACACCUCAGGUGAUCUUGGAAUUGAUGAACUGAAUUUGGAUGUGAACACACUGAAGGACAAGCUGGAGAAGGUAAAGAAGCUGUUGCAGCUGGUUGCACAGAGAUCUCCAGAAAAAAGUUUGGAAAUUGAGAAAAUAAUGGAGGGAGCAGGGGGACAGGAUGCAGAGAAGGACUCGGUGCAGUUCUAUCAGCAAGAGCUGCGACAGCUAAAGGAGGAGUUUGAGCGAUACAAAGUGCGAGCACAGGUAGUCCUAAAAAAUAAGAACGGCAAAGACAGUGCGCAGAGCAAAGAGCUUGAGGAAGCUCGGAACCAGCUGGCAGAACUGAAGGAAAAAUACAUCAACCUGCGUGUGCAGUUAGAAGAAGCCAAGAUGACGCACAAGCAGGAGAUUAAGGAGCAACAGCAAGCACUAGCAGCUCUUCAUCAGUCUCAUAAACAGGACAUGGAGAAGCUAGAGGCUCAACACAGAGAGAAUUUCUUGCACCUUGAGGCAGAGCUGCACAAGCAGAGAGAGCGCACCAUGGCUCUACUCGAAGAAAAGGACCUUGAACUAGAAAAACUUCGAUCCGAAACCACUGCAAGUGACGUAGCAGAAAGGGGAUUUAAAGGGGAUGUUGAGUUUGAGAGUUCUGUGCAUGAAGAUGGUGAGACGUUCACGCUGAAGCUCGCCACCCCCCCAAAAAACACCUUGCUGCUGUAUGCCGAACAUCUGGCUCGAAACGAAGUGGAGAUUUCUGCUUUGCGCAAACAGAAGCAUCAGCUAGAGGAAGGCAUGCAUCAACUCCAAGGAAAAUUGUUUGCUAAUGAAGAGAAGCACAGGGAGGAGGUAGAUGAGUUGCAGGCGCAGCUGGACAAGAGGAUUCGUGACCAGAGCAGAGACGGUGCUAAUUUAGAAUAUCUCAAGAACGUCAUCUAUAGAUUCCUCACACUACAAGACUCCAGAGGUUGCCAGCAGACGCUCAUGGCCAUUCUGACCAUCUUACACUUCAGCCCUCAGGAAAAGCAGGCUGUCAUGAAGCAGCAGGUGCACAGCUGGUGGUCACCCAGGAAUAGAUGAUGCGAUCAAUUCAUAGCUCAGUGCAUUUAUUUAUUUUCUACUCGUUAUUUUCUCAUCUUUUUUAACUGUAUAUCAGAUUAUAAGGGCAGUUUAUGUCAAUGUUUAUGUUCAGGUGGUGUUUUCUGGUAAAGCUGAUAACUUUUCAUUCUUUUGUUUUUUGUUAUAAUUCUGACAUUCCAAGUGAAUAACUUGCUUUAAAUCUGUCAGCAAUAUUUACUGACCAAUAAAUCAUUAAUAAUGAAA